GUUUUGCUAGUGAAGAUGUGAUUUCUCAUUGAAAAUUCCAUUUAUACAAAAUCAAAAUGCUCAGCCAUUUAAAUUAUUUAGUUACUCUUAUGUCAAAUCGAGUCAUAAUCGUACCACAACUUGAAUUGACAAUCAACACUCUCUUAGACGCAGCCGGAGACAAAGAUGAAAGUGUGCGAGACUCUGUGUCUUCGUCACUACGCAGACUCGCCAAGAAGUACGCAGUUCACGUACUUCAAAGUGCAGUCGCCUACCGUCAGAAGAACCCAAAGCUGAACUCCGUUCACUUGGCCACCAUCUUGACAACUAUGGAGCGGAUUUGUGACGAACAGACUGACGAUAUUGACGAGCUAACGGUGAAACAGCUGGUGACUUAUUGUGUAGACGAGAUGACCAAAUGUUCUGAGUAUCUUCCCAACAUACAGUUCCCCGUGUCCAACAUGCUAGUGUCCUUGGGACAGAAGCAUUGUUCCGAUGUUAUUUCAGGGCUGAUUCAAAAGCUAGAGGCCAACACUGUGCCACACUACACAGUAAUGCACACGAUGGCCAACCUCGCCUCAGCAAAUAUCCCUGAGUUUGUGCCCUUCAUCAAGUCAGUCCUUGACCUCAUGCUCCCACUGCUGCCAACCAUCCGCAACGACCCCAUCAGACAAGUCUUCUCUUUUGCUCUUGGAAGGUUCAGUGAGGCAGUGUUAGAGUACUUGAGCACUGAGAAACUUAAAGAGGAUGGACAAUUAGGAGACAUAGUUCCAAGUGUCACAAGAGAAGCAUUCACUGACGGGAUCACUGCGGCCUAUGAGAUACUGCUGACAUCAUGGUUACAGGCCAAAGAGUCUAAGAUCACAGAGAAUGUGAUUAUUGCUGUCGGACCGAUGUUUCCCCUGGUGUGUGAAGACAAACAACCGGAGUACGCGACCAAGACAAUAACAGUGUUGUUGAACAUGUACAAACGGAGUCAAUCUAGCAACCACUUCCCUAUCACUCAGUGUUUGGCUUCUAUCUUACAAGCUGCUCCUUCUCAAGCUAUAGAACCUCUCUACGAUCAGCUGAUAUCAGUGCUCGGACAUAUGGUUGUUGUUAGUCCAGACUACACAAAUCCACAAACAGUGAAAAAUCACAGUGAAGUCCUCAGGUGCUACGACAAGUUAGGUGGUCAUUUCCCUCAGCGUACAGCUGAUUUGCUAGUUCGGCAGCUCAGUUCCGGCUCAGAAAAAGAGAGGGUAGAGGCGUUGAUUGUUGCGGCUCAUCUUUUGUCGGGCUCGGAGAACGUGUUACAACCGAGAGUGCAAGAUAUAACUGCUGCACUUAGACUGCUACUAACUUGCAACUCUGUCAGGAUCAAGAAAGCACUUUUGAAGACUAUAGUGUCUCUAGCAUGCCGUGGAAAUGCUGAAGAUGGCUCAGACUUUGUAGAAUUCCUCGUGAGACAUUGCUGCCCAAAUCCCAACUUCUCUGGGCCAGAAUGGGAGGAGCUACGUGCCAUGUGUUCCAGUACAGUGUAUUUGCUGAGCACCACAGUGGCUGAGGUAGAGUCACUGCUGUGGUCUGUGCUGCUGAGGCUAUUGCUGAUACCAGAGUAUGACCCUGCAUGUGCCACUAUGGCACGCUCUCUGGCACAUUUGGCUGUCAAGCGAAACAAUCAGAUGGUUACAAAGAACGGUGGUGGCAUCCCCUCCCCCCCUGCGGUGUUCGCUCGGUGCCUCGCUCUACUUGGGAGUCCUCUCAACAACAACCGAGGGCCGUAUUUGCUCAAUUUUCUCCAGCACUACUGUCCCCACCUACAACCCUCUUUAGCCAAGAUAUGGGACCACAAGAUUCCACAACUUGUUAACUACCUUGAAGUUUCAGAAUGGUCGGAGUCGGAAUGGGAGGCUCUAGUGUUGGAGUUUGUGUCUUCAUCACUACAGACUGUAGUGGCGGCCGAGGAGUCUGAGGAUUGGGUGAUCCUAGUCGCAGGCCAACUGAGCGCACAGAUACCUCUGUACCCUCCAAGUGCCACAGACGAGCGUGCCAUGCUGCUCAAGUGUCUUGCGCUCGCUGCGUGUAACCUGUCAGACAGGCAGAUAGUCAGCUCUCACUUGGAUGUUAUGUUGGCUCCCCUCAGAAACUACAGUCCGCACGACAGUAAGGCUUGUGCUCGAGGCGUAGGGCUACUGUCUCGAGUACAUCUCAGCUUGGUCCUCUCUAGGCUGGACUCUGUCUCACAAAGCGAGCUCAACCGACGAUCGUCUCGCCUCCUCGGACUAAUGAAAGACACCCGUGCAGAUCUAGAGGUGGAGCGAGCACGCAUCACGCUGCUGCGAUGUUACGCAGAGGUAGCGAAUCAGGCUCCUCCUUCAGCUCUACUGCCUUGCCUGGAGGACGGCCUCAUGAACUGGCUCAUCAGUCAGCUUAACUUGACCAAGGACCCAGCUGCUCGAGAGGCCACUCUACACACGAUCGCGAACAUUGCAGACACACUAGACCGUCACCGAGACACGUACUCGGAGAACCUCAAGUCCCGGGAUCUCCUACUCAACACUCUACUCUCAUUGAUCAACAGCUCUUCCCCCGACCCACUGUUGCUGAAGGUCACAGCCGCUGUGGUUAAGCUACCACCAGAAAUAACGACAGAGUUCAGGUCAAAGCUUCUUUGCUCCUGUUUUGACCGGGUCUUUGCUGCAGAAAACGGUGAGAAUAAUGCAGAAGAAAAGCCUCCAGACUGCAAUCCAAUCAUUAAGAAUUUGGGUCUCCUGGUUGAAGAGCUGCUCAUAGACGACAUUUCUCCGGCCACUUUAGACGACAUAUCUACCAUGCUGGAGCCUUGGUUGAUCCAACGCAACGUACAACAACGAUCUGCGGCCGUCUACAUUCUCAGGAUAACCCUGCAGGCCUAUUACCACCACAUGACAUUCGGAUAUGAAAACCCCAGUAAGUUCAACCAGGCGGGUGUGCUGAUGGGGCGCGCAGUACUGCGUUGUCUGGACGAGGACACACAAGUGCAGGCGUGUGCAAGAGAAUGUGCUCGUCUAAUACUCCUCAUCUCCGCCAAGUACGAGGGCCAAAGCAUCAGUGACUCAGAACUUGAAGCUGCUUUUGCAAGCAUGAACACAAACAGUGCCUCCGUCAAUGAACAGCUGGCCAAGGUUGUUGCUGGCAAGCUGCCCCAUUACCAGUUGAACCACUUCGCAGAUACAGUACUACAAGGACUAUCUGACCUAGAGCCAGCCAAUGUUGAAGCUGUUUGCGACAUUCUCGUGCAUUUCUUCCAGGCUAAGGGUGGCGAACUGUACCACCACAUCAAUGACAUAUUAGCUCUGCUACUCACACGACUGGCUGCCCUCAACCCCACUAGUCGUACAGGGGCUGUCCGCACACUUCUACCGCUCGCCAAACACCACCCUAAAGCCAUGGUCAACACACUGCUGGCUCAGCCCCUACCUUGGCAUCUGAGUGUGUGUGACAGUUGGAAGGCCCUGGCGGCAGACCAGUCCAUGGCUGCUGACAUUACAGAUCAAUUCCUGCGUCUCAUCAACACCUCAGCCUUGCUCAACGAGGACGCAGCCACGACUGGCGACCGGCCUAGAGUCGCUGCUCUGUUACCUUUUGCUGCUAUCUCAGCCUUCAAAGAGAUGUUCCUGGUGGCCUCCAUGUACGACCUAGCCUCUGCCCACUUUGCUGACCUGUUUGCCUUGCUGCUUACUGUGGUCGCUGCCUACGUUGGAGUCACUCCUCCCAUCUAUGCCCCUGGGACAAACAAGACCAUGUUCAUACCAAACAGAGAAGCUUACAAGAUCAACCCAGCUAAAGUGGCGCAGGAUUGUUUCAAGAAUUUCCUGCUGUGUGCCAGAUGUGAUGCGGCCGCCGAGGCUGUGUUGGAAUGUUCACAGAUAGAUCUGGGCAGCAACAACAUAGACUACUUCCUGGCCAUGAUACCAGCUCUCGCCAGGGCAGUGUGUGAGAGCUGGGGACAUUUGCUGCCCAAGAUACUGACAGCUCUGGGUCAAUACAAUGACAGCACAUUAGAGGCUCAGAGGGCUGCCGUAACUGCCUUCAAUGUUGAGUGUAUACAGCUGCAGUGUGCAGGACAAACUGUACUGAUAGACAGUGUACUCAGUAACCUACUGGCCUCCCUGACUGAUCCCUCGGCUCUAGUGAGGAGACUCAGCCUCAAGGGUCUUGCUAACAUCUCUUAUCUGGAUGUAUCCCCUUGUAUACAGCUGCAGUGUGCAGGACAAACUGUACUGAUAGACAGUGUACUCAGUAACCUGCUGGCCUCCCUGACUGAUCCCUCGGCUCUAUGUAUACAGCUGCAGUGUGCAGGACAAACUGUACUGAUAGACAGUGUACUCAGUAACCUGCUGGCCUCCCUGACUGAUCCCUCGGCUCUAGUGAGGAGACUCAGCCUCAAGGGUCUUGCUAACAUCUCUUAUCUGGAUGUAUCCCCUUGUAUACAGCUGCAGUGUGCAGGACAAACUGUACUGAUAGACAGUGUACUCAGUAACCUACUGGCCUCCCUGACUGAUCCCUCGGCUCUAGUGAGGAGACUCAGCCUCAAGGGUCUUGCUAACAUCUCUUAUCUGGAUGUAUCCCCUUGUAUACAGCUGCAGUGUGCAGGACAAUCUGUACUGAUAGACAGUGUACUCAGUAACCUGCUGGCCUCCCUGACUGAUCCCUCGGCUCUAGUGAGGAGACUCAGCCUCAAGGGUCUUGCUAACAUCUCUUAUCUGGAUGUAUCCCCUUGUAUACAGCUGCAGUGUGCAGGACAAUCUGUACUGAUAGACAGUGUACUCAGUAACCUACUGGCCUCCCUGACUGAUCCCUCGGCUCUAGUGAGGAGACUCAGCCUCAAGGGUCUUGCUAACAUCUCUUAUCUGGAUGUAUCCCCUUGUAUACAGCUGCAGUGUGCAGGACAAACUGUACUGAUAGACAGUGUACUCAGUAACCUGCUGGCCUCCCUGACUGAUCCCUCGGCUCUAGUGAGGAGACUCAGCCUCAAGGGUCUUGCUAACAUCUCUUAUCUGGAUGUAUCCCCUUGUAUACAGCUGCAGUGUGCAGGACAAACUGUACUGAUAGACAGUGUACUCAGUAACCUACUGGCCUCCCUGACUGAUCCCUCGGCUCUAGUGAGGAGACUCAGCCUCAAGGGUCUUGCUAACAUCUCUUAUCUGGAUGAGCAACAACUUGCAUAUUGGAACCAUUGUGUUGUGAGAGAGCGCCACUGCGAGAGUAUCUUGGAGGCUUUAAUCCAAGGCCUGGACGAUCACGACGCAGAGUGUCAUGGAGACGUUGCUCUGCAGGCGAUGGUCGGACUCUCGCAGGUGCUACCUACAAUACAGCAGGCGCACGUACGAGACAUACAGGUGGCGGUGGCGCUGCGAGUCAAACCGUUCUUUGAGAAGGAGAACAUAGAGCUGCGAACGAUGUCGCUGAGGCUGCUGGGAGAACUGGCCGUUUCUGGGGGUUCUGCUCUUCCGGGCUUCCAAGAGCAAGUCAAGGCGUGUUUGGUUUGUCUGCUCAUGCAUCUGUGUGACUCUGAGCCGUCUGUAGUUAAGGCGUGCAAGUUCAGUCUACGAGCUGUCAGCAACAUUUUGGAGGCUGAGAAGACAAAGGCAAUGAUGAACCAGCAUCUGAUUGAUGAUGCUACUCUAUACUACCAAGAUUUUUUCUUGGGGCUGGCUAAACUACUGGUUGAAGAAAUGACUGACCAAAUACCAGUGAUGAUCACCACAGCUCUAAGUUAUGGUAAAAGUUCCUGGCCUUCCAUUAGAGCUGGCUCUGCAUUGUUUAUUGGAGCCCUAUACAGCAACUCUCCCAGCUACGUGCGUGAACGUGUCGCUCUGGAGACAAUAACUAUGAGGCUACUUCAGCAAGUAAAGGAUCCCGAGAGAGAAGUACGCAGCUCAGCAGCUUACGCCUUCUCACUGCUGUUCACCUCUCCCUCGUAAACUACCACCUCUCCGUAACUGUAGAAGUAGAUGGAUUUACAAGAUUCAUACAAUGAAUACCCAACUGUCAAACAGUGUUGGAUUCUUCUUUCUACUUUGAACGCCUUGUGUAAAACACAAUGCAGUUGUAAAAAGUUCUUUUGAGUGUCACUAUUGGUAAAUUGUGAAUAGUGUACACCUAGAAGGGGUUGAGUUCAGCUAGCUUAUCUGAGAAAAGUAAGAGUCCAAGGGCUAAAAGUUACACAAAAACAUGUUGCAAAACAUAAAACUUAUGUUAUGUCCUAACCGGGUAGAUUGAAGAUAUAUUUAUUCUCUCUUUUCUUAUUCAAUCUAAUUACCGAAGAAGCCUAAUUUAGAUGAAAUAUCAGUGUUAUGUUCUGUAACCUUUUAUGUGAAUCUAUUUCCCCCUGGACUCUUUAAAUUUUCUCAGAUUUUUUUCUCAGAUGUUAUCUCUUUAAAGAUCUGCUUCCUUAAAAUUUUUUUGGUUUCCCGCAUUCAUCUACUUCUACGAAACUAAGCCAUGUGAUAAAUCAACCUAGUCAUAAAUCAUAUUUUUGUAAUUUCCAAACUGAAAAUAACAACCAUAUAUGGUAAUUUGAUGAACUUAUAUUAUAAAGAUUAGUUAAGCAAAAACAUAGGCCUAUAUUUCAACACGUUCCCUGUGUUACGAGAUCUCGAGGUCUCGAAUCGUACCUACCUCUUAGUGCGGGACCCAUAAUUUUACUUUUUCCCUUAAUUUAUGACAUUGAUAUUUCAGCGUAUAGUUAUCGUAAAGAAAUGAAACUUGUACAUAAGUAAUGCAUUUUUAUUGAUGAAACAGCUAGUAAACAAGAAAUUAACGAGAUGAAUAGAUAUCUAAAAGAGAUAAUGCACUGAAGUUAUAAAUUUUUCCUUUAUUACCAUACGAGACCUCUGGAUGUCGUAUCAAAAAUAGUUGUUUCAAGCACCACAGGAGGCUAAUGGCGUGAUUAGUAACCAUGGCAACUUGUUAAAUGUGAAUGAAAUGAAACCCAAGAAAGAAUGGAAGAACUAUGAGAAAGAAUAAUGAUGUAUGUUCUUAUCUUUAUGAGUUAUCUAAUGUUUUAUACAUUUACAAGAUAAUUAAUAGUUUUCAACUACGGGAACAGUAAUUUAUAAUUAACAACGUGCUUUUCUUCUGAAACAGCACUACUGGAUGCGUUAAUUAAGGUCAAUAACCUAAAAUACCGUCAUUGCGCAAUGUUGGAUUUUGGUAUAAAAAUGCAAAUCAUAGCAUUAAUUUGAAUUGGAACAUUCCUCUAGUCCCUAGCAUUUCAUAUAAAAUCAAUGCUUGGUUAACUCAAAUUAUAUUUUUAAUGAUUCAAAGUUUCUACGCGGAAAAAGACAAUCAAAAGUCAAACCGGGCAAGGAAUUUAAAAAAAAACAACUUUGUAUCAUUGUCCUGCGAUUGGAUUCCCCCUAGCAAGUCUAAAUAUAGCUCGCGCCCACCCCUGCCAUACUCGUUCCACUGUGGCUCGUGCUCAUUUCGAGGUCAUUGCCAAACCCAAAAAUUAUAACAAAAUUAAUAAUUUGUAAACAUAUUUUUUUCAUUUUUAUUUUAUUUAGCCUGAAAUCAGCCAUAAGGAAACGUAUCAUUAUGAAAAGUGAUAAUAGAAAGAUAAAAUAUCCAUUUUUUACGGUUAUGAUUAUUAGGAAAUUGUAAAUAAUUAGAAAUCACAUAUUUUUAUAAUGUUUCAUUGUAUGAGAGAAAUUAAUACAAAUAAAUAAUUAACGUAUAGCUGUGAGAUCCCAGGGUCUUGUACAAUCUUGUCAUAUUCAGUUCCUGGGCUGGCUGAAGGUUGUCAACAUUGUACGGUACCGGUUCAAAUAAACAAACACAGAGCGCUCUCUUUUCUUUGUGAGGUUAUGAUGUACAAAUGAUUUCUGCGCAACGUAAUCUCGGGGUCUCGUAUCGCACUUGGGUAGGCAUAAUUAUAGCGGACGAGACCUAUAGAUCUCGUAACGCACCAUUGGAAUAAUGCAUGAAAAUAUACAACACAGCAAACGUGUUAAAACAGAAUUGACAUAUUUAAAAACUUUUUUUUAUUAAGUUAAAACUUACUGCCUCAUUUAAAAUGUAUAUUAAAUUAUUGAAAUCAUUUGCCCAGCAAUGUGUAACAGGUAAUCCAUUUUUAGGAACUAGUAUUUUGUCAAAUUAGUAUCAAUUUAAUUUGUUUAUAAUUUCAUUAUAUUGUAAUUUGUGUGCUGUUUGUCUUAUUUAUUUGUUGCAAUUAUCACAGAUAAUUUUAUAUGACUUAGUUUUGAAUAAUUUUAUAUUUUUCAAACAAUUUUUAUUUCAUGUAGUUUAUUGAAUAAAUAUUUUUAGUACCCAAAAUAUUAAUAGAACGUCUAUUCAAGAAUUUAUUGUUAGUUUUAGCUUCUAUUUCACACAAUAAUUUACCAUUUAUGGUAUUGUAAAGAAAAUCAAAAUGUUAUCUCUAAUAUUCAAGCUUAAUAUAAUGAAAUUUGAUUUGCUUUUCAUCAAAAUAGUCAAUGAAACAUAUAAAUUUGUGUCAUAGUCAGACAAAUAGGUUUAGAAUAAAAUACUGAACCAAACAAAUAUAACUAGGGCAUAAAGUGACUCUUUUUUUUACUUGAACCCAAGUUUUGGAAACUGAGGGUGGGUUGAAUAGUCACUUUUUGCCUGAAGGCUUUUUUCUCCCUAGUGAGCAUUUAGACCUGCAAUGCAUUUUGCUGCAGUAUGACAAAAAUGAUAAAAAAAUUUCAAAUUAUUGGAAAUUAGGAAUUUAUAACCCAAUUAAAUAUAUUUUAUUGAAAAUCUACUGUCAUUCCAUUUUUAUAAUAAAGUCAUUAUAGGUUGUUGUCGUAUAUUUUAAUAAUAAAUAGCCUAUGUUGUGAUAACUUGUUUGUAUAUUAUUGCUUUCAAAAUUUAUUAUUAUUUGCCAUUUAGAUUACUGUCAAAGAGUUAUAGUUUUAUCAAACGUAAAAUAUUUACCUUGAUAUCAUUAUAAACUUGCAUCGAUGAGGACAUUUUUUUGAAAGUGUAUUUUGCUCAAAGUAUGUAUGUGUGUAGCUUGUAUGGGAAUGUUCAAUAACUAUGAAAAUAUGAACUGUGAUAAGAUAUAUUUCAUUACUACUUAAAUCCUUAAUAAUUGUGAAAUAUUCUAAUUUGAGUCUAAAAGAAAAUAUUUUAUGCAUUUGUAUAUAGGCUUAGUGAAUAAUUUUAUUUUUGAUUAGAAAGCUUGUAAAAUUUAAGAGUGUAAAUAAAUGGUUCUCAGAAUUUUA
Molecule: messenger RNA, 9191 nt
Organism: Macrosteles quadrilineatus (aster leafhopper)
Lineage: Eukaryota; Metazoa; Arthropoda; Insecta; Hemiptera; Cicadellidae
Gene: c11.1
Product: maestro heat-like repeat-containing protein family member 1
Exons: 39
Coding region: 57-5927 (1956 amino acids)
Cellular component (GO): cytoplasm
Source: RefSeq, a predicted model, not a curated record